Pistacia vera is the source of this 639-nucleotide messenger RNA. Its product is annotated as umecyanin-like. Gene Ontology annotation, cellular component: plasma membrane. NCBI's taxonomy places the organism in Eukaryota, Viridiplantae, Streptophyta, Magnoliopsida, Sapindales, Anacardiaceae. The transcript has 2 exons. Bases 181 to 639 code for a protein of 152 amino acids. The record is from RefSeq and is a predicted model, not a curated record. Gene Ontology annotation, molecular function: electron transfer activity.
AGCUCCAUUAUUGCUGAUCUCUGUAAGUAUAUUAAACCAGUUAGCAUACUGAUCAUGCAUCCAUUCUUGCUGAAAGUUUGAAACAAAGACGCUUCUAAUUAAGUUGUCGAGAGAAAAGAAAAAGGAAAACAGAGUGCAUAUAUCCAGGGUGGACCUGAAGAACACAAGAAGAAUAGGAAGAUGGGUUUGCGCUUCGAUAUGGUUUGGUACAUGAUAGUUGCAGUAAGUUUGAUAGAGGCUGCAGCUGCUGCAGAGUAUCAUUUGAACUGGACUGUUCCCCCUUCCCUCGAUUUUUAUUCUAAUUGGAGUAGAACGACUUUUGAGGUUGGAGACGCAGUGAUAUUCAACUGGACUGGAACGCACAAUGUUGCUGAUGUAUCGAAGGGAGACUAUGAUAAUUGCACAAAGGUAAGGGCGGUUCUUGAUAGCGAUGAUCCUAUAAGGGUCAACUUCAGCUCAAGUGGUAAUCGUUACUUUAUCUGCACUGUUGACUCACACUGUGAACAAGGCCAAAAGGUGGCUUUCCUCAUUAAAGGUACGGUAAACAACAACUCCUCCUCUGCUCCCUUCGUGACUGUUCCUGCGUCAUCUGAGGUUUUCACCUUCUUACUCACAGUUUUCUUGAUUUACAAUGUCUAA